Messenger RNA from Varroa destructor (honeybee mite), 507 nucleotides. RefSeq lists its product as uncharacterized. Gene Ontology annotation, cellular component: membrane. The record is from RefSeq and is a predicted model, not a curated record. Gene Ontology annotation, biological process: sodium ion transport. NCBI's taxonomy places the organism in Eukaryota, Metazoa, Arthropoda, Arachnida, Mesostigmata, Varroidae. Gene Ontology annotation, molecular function: sodium channel activity.
AUGACCAGACUCUGCCAAUACUGGCCUCAGAAUUGCACACGGAAAGAUAUGCAGCUGCACUCUGUUCCCAAGUUCACCAUCAUGAAUGAGUUUCGAUUUUACGGUCAGCCUACAAUUGAAAAUUUAUUCAAAUGCAGGAUGAUGAGCCGCUCGGAAGUCUGCCCAGCUUUCGACUGCGUUGAAUUCCUGAACCGUGCCUACUUCAAAACGCCAGCUCGGUUAUGUUUCGUCUUUGAUACGAGUCAGCUGGCAAUGGAUCAUACCUUUCAUCGUUGUCCAACUCCUUGGCUGUAUGAACUUCAGAUCGAGCUACAUUGGAACGAAACUACAGUGCAAUCGUUCUGGGGCGUCGGUUCCAUCCCCGUUUACGUCCACCAAGCGCGUACCAAUCCUCCCAUCGGAAUUGAAGCCAUCUCCAUGUUCCAAGAUAUUCUUGUUGAAGCGUCAGUCACCCAGGUUCCUGCCAGAAAACGAGGCUUUUUAUUUUGUUUAAUAAUUAUGUUGUAA